Molecule: messenger RNA, 9304 nt
Organism: Athalia rosae (coleseed sawfly)
Lineage: Eukaryota; Metazoa; Arthropoda; Insecta; Hymenoptera; Athaliidae
Gene: br
Product: broad-complex core protein
Exons: 6
Coding region: 1234-2493 (419 amino acids)
Biological process (GO): regulation of transcription by RNA polymerase II
Cellular component (GO): nucleus
Molecular function (GO): protein binding
Source: RefSeq, a predicted model, not a curated record
AGGAGGAUCGAUUGGAAAGAACGGGAGUCGCGGGAGAACCGUGCGGGGGAUUUAAAUUCAACUCUAUUUUUAAUUGGAACUCGUUAGCUUUGCGCAUUUUCAUCUCGAGGGGGGCCCGCGGAGGCACCCGGCACAGUCCGGAGGCACCGCCCCCACCACCUCCGCAUACUCUGCUUUGCUCCUCUGCGUACGCACUAUUUUUUAGUCCGCACUUAUUACGACAGAUGUCUCAUGUGCCGAUAAAGAAUAACCGUAGGCCGUAGUCCUAACUCGCGGUGUGCUCAGUCAGUGCUGUUAUACAUUUUUUCGCCAGUCGGGUGAAUAUUUUUUAACCUCCGACUUUACCUCUCGGCGACUACUCAACAACGGUACGGGACCCCGACGUAUUAGAAUAAUAAGAAACACGAAUUAAGAAGAAAAUAAGGAACUGAAAUUAAAAUUAACAACAACAAUAACAAUAACAACAAUAACAUUAAUUAAAAAAAAUAAAAAUUAAAAAAUUAAAAAAAAUUUCAAUCAAAAAGGAGUAGUUGGGAUGAUAAAUCGGAAAUUUUCUUUUUUGUUGUUAUUUAUUUUCGAUUAUAUCGUUUAAUGUAAGAAUAACAUUGAGAUGAACGGGUAAAAAAAAUGGAGAGAAAUUGAAGAGGAGAGAAGAGGGAAAAUUAUAUAUUCAACACGCGAUUAAAUCUACGAACUUUUAAACAAGGAUAAUCGGAAAGUUUGUACCAUUAUUUGGUGAACUUUAAAAAUUAUCUCUGACAUUAACUACCCGUGUUCUUUUUAUAUCGAACAAUUUGGUAUUUUUUUACACCGAUUUGAAAAAAACUACAACUACUACCCCCUCGUGACAAUCGGUAGUUAACUAUUUUGUAUUUCGCGGCGCGCCAAACACUCUGACAACUCUCCGCUCGUCCCCACGUAUCUCUGAACUGUUUGUUGCUCGCUGCUCCUGCUGCUUGGGCUCUUGCUGGUGCUGCUGGUGGUGUUAAGAGCUGCGAGUGCCGAUACCGCUGCUGCUGCUGCUGCUGCUAUUGCGGCCCCCCCGAAACGUUUUUUGGCAACUCAGCUGCCCGCCGUUAUUGCUGCUGUUGCUGCGAUACUUAUACUGAAAUGUACGCGCUAGCUCAUCGCCGGACGAAGUGCAACUUUAUUGUUAUUGAGUAAUGGUGGUUUAACAACAAUCCGCGCACAUGAGCGAGUUCGGCAGGUGUCAUAAGGUGAACAGUCAGAACGAUGGUAGAUACGCAACACUUUUGCCUGCGAUGGAACAAUUACCAGAGCAGCAUAACGUCAGCCUUUGAAAAUUUGCGAGAUGAUGAAGACUUUGUGGACGUCACAUUGGCCUGCGAUGGCAAGAGUCUCAAGGCGCAUCGCGUCGUACUCUCUGCCUGCAGCCCAUACUUCCGAGAGUUGCUCAAGAGCACACCAUGCAAACACCCGGUGAUAGUGCUUCAAGAUGUGGCGUUUAGCGACCUGCACGCCCUUGUUGAGUUUAUUUACCAUGGUGAAGUCAACGUGCAUCAACGUUCGCUCAGCAGUUUUCUCAAAACUGCCGAAGUGCUCAGGGUAUCUGGUCUCACGCAGCAAUCCGAUCAGACUGAUAGGGAUGAGCUAUCGCACGUUCGAGCGCUUGCAGCGGGUAAUCAUGUUCCCUCGCACGAAAAGUUGCCGGACGAAGGUUUCCCCAGUGGUAACUCACCCCCGCCAACCCCAGCAACGCCGGUAUCGACAACGAUGCAACAAUUGUUUCGUAGAUCUCAGAUCCGUAAAAGCGAAGCGCAUACCUUCGAACCACAUAACGAGAACGUGAAAAGACCAAGACUGCCAUCACCUCCUUUGAACAACAAUGACGCUACACCUACAGACUUCUCAAUGAUGAAGAGCAACCACUUGUCUAGUAAAAUUGAGGGAAAUGGAUUGAACGAAGACAGCAGUCACAUAGAAGAAAAUAUUAAGUGUGAACCCCUCGAAUUAACGGGGGGCAAUGGAGGUGCUGGAGGAAAUCACGACGACUCGUCUGAUUCCGGUGCCGCUGCCUCAGACCGACCCCCAGCAUCCGCCAGCAGCAACGAACACGACCCAGAACCAGAACAUGCACCGACACCUAACUUCCUUACGCCGGAGAGUAAAUUGUUCACCCCUGGAGCUUACAAUUUCAGCAUGCAUGCGUUAACCGAUCAUUCAUCCAUGUCAGGCUUGGGACACGGGCUUCAAACACCGGACCUGGCGGGAACUUCACAAGGCCCGCCAUCAGCGAUUCUUGCUAUGAGGUUAUCUCACCCUUUGCACGGUAGUCUGUUACCACCGGGCGUAUGUUAUACUUGCGACGUAUGCGGUAAAACCCUCUCGACAAAAUUAACCCUCAAGAGGCACAAGGAACAACAACAUUUUCAACCGUUGAACAGCGCGGUUUGCGCCCUUUGUCACAAAGUCUUUAGAACACUCAAUAGUCUCAACAAUCACAAAAGCAUUUACCACCGUCGACAGAAAUGAAGAAAAUCAAAAAUAAGAAAAAGAAAGAGAGAAAAAAAAAUGAACAGAAAACGAGUUAAUGAACAUUAAUGUUAUACCUAAUUAACGAGGCAACAAAAAAAAUUUAUACAUAAUAUUAUACAUAUAUAUAUAAGUAUAUAUAUGCUCUUAAUAUAUAUUAUUAUAUAUACACGUUGUUUUUUUUUUAUUUUUUUUCCGAUCGCAUACCGUAUGAACUGUUUGGUGAAUAAGCGUAUCGUUGUAUAAUCAUCGAUUUCAUUGUACAGAAUUUGAUAGAUCGAGAGAUCAAUUUUUUUCUCUUCGCGUUAAUUGAUCGGGUAAUUCAUUUAUUUCUUUAUUCAUUCGCAAUUGACGAUUGUUGGAUAUUUUUUUAUCUAUCUGCGUGAAACUGCGUUAUCGAUAUCGCGUUUCUCCGUAUAUUGCGGAACUUUGUUUGAUUUAUCGAAAAAGAGUCAUUGAACGAUUGCAUUGGAAAUGACGAUGUGAACUUGAUCAAAUUUUCAAUCGACAUUCGCGUUCCACUUCUCUCUUUUCAAUUAUUUAGAUUCGUGUGCGGUGCUUCCAGAAAAAUGCGUACGUACGUGCGUAUAUGUAAAAUUAUUAGACAUAUUUUUAUUAUCCAAUGAAUACGAUGAUUAUACGUGAAAUUUUAUUUCGAAAGAAAAAGAACAAAAAAUUUUGACCGAUUAAUAAAUAUAUGCGUAUAUAUUUGUAUGACAGUAGAAGAAGGGAAAAAAAACAAAAUAACUUCAUUCAAUUAUGAUAAAUUAAACGUGUAUCAGACUUUAUUGAUUAAGGUGCGUAUAAGUAUAUUACAUACAUAAUUAUAAAUCGAAAGCUUAGAUAGACUGCGGCGCGGACAUUUUGCGAAAUAAUAGAAGAAUGAAUUUAUUAUAUUUGAGAUAAUUAACAUCUGAUGAUCACGAUGAUAACUUCAUUAAUAGUUCAUCGGUUGUUAAUUGAAUUGAGGAAUGAGAAAACUAUCAGGAAGAAGAAAAAAAGAAAAGAAUACCUUUACUCGUGUGUUAAAUAUUAACACUCCGAAGACGAGAAAUAAAAAAAUUAAUGAGUAAUUUAAAAGAUAGUCAGGUUUCAAAGAUAGGGAAAUUUUAGGAGGAGAAUAGGAACAUUGCGAAGUGAUCGAAAAAUUUUUUGUUUUAAAAAAUUGCAAAUCGCGCCACCGCUAAAACGUUAAUCAAUACAAGAACUGCAGGUUGAAUUAAUGUAAUCUCUAUAAUUUAUUAUUAUCGUUAUUAAUAAAAAUUCUGAUACACGCGUAAAUAUCUGUAUACACUGCAGAGUAUAACGGUAAUGAUAAUAAUAUUAAUAAUAAUAUAAUUAAUAAUAUCAUAAUAAAUAUUGUAAAUAAAAUCAGAAUAAUAUAUAAUAAUGAUAAUACGAUACGAUUAUGCGGUAAUUAAUAAUUGAGGGACGGGGAAUCGUGCGUACUAAAUAAACUAUAUAAUUAUAUAUUAUUUAUAUAGUUAUCGAGGGCUAAUAGAACACUUCCAGGCGUAAGACGCCAAUCGUCCAACUAAUUAUAGGAGGAAAACAUUUAAUGUUAAAAGACUGUACGAACGUAUAUAAAUAUAUAUAUAUUAUAAUAAUUAAAUAACUAAAUAACUAAAUACUGCAAGACUCAGAUUUAUUGUUUCAAUUCAAACUUACGAUUAAAAUUGUAAUACAAUAUACAUACAUAUUAUAUAUAUCGUAACACGUACAUGCAUCCAUCAUAAGAAGAAUUAACAAAAUGAAUAAAAAAUUGAUGAAAGAAUUUUGAAAAGAAGUCAGAAAAGAACCAUAAAAUAAUGCCCGCGAAAUCACAUGCCUCGGUAACAUAUUAUUACGGCGCAAAUAUUUGUAGAUACCGUUUCUUCUAUCGUUCUAAAUUAUUUCUUUUUUUCAAUUUCACAUCCCAAAGUUGUGUGUCUCUUCUGCAAGUAUUUUUUUAUUCUCUGGGUGAAUCGAAAUAAAUCUGAAUAAUAGUUACCGAGGCAGAUGUAAUACACCUUAUGUAUACCAUAAAUAUGUUCGCGGUGCGAAGAUGCAAUGAUGAUAUAAUACAUAAUAUAUUUUAUCUUAAUAUAUUCAUUCCAUAAUUAAAAAUAUAAUAUUGAUGAAGAAAAGAAGUAAAAAAAAAAAAAUGAUGAAAAAAAACAGGAAAAAUGAAAUGAAAAAAAAAUAAAUUAAAUUAAAUUGCUUUACGGGGUACCUUUGCAUAGACACGCGCGUUCAUUACAUAUUGUUUUUUAGUUGUUCAUAUGCACCGGGCUUUACAUAAAGUACCUUAUAUAUAUAUUUAUAUAUUAUUUUUAUAUAUUAUAAUACAUGUAUGUAUUUAUAUGUAUAUAUAUAAAUACUUAACUUAAAAACGUCUAGCACCCUGCAAUUUUAAUUUUACGUAAUGCAAAUUGAUAGUUUUUCUUCUAUUUAUUUCUUUCUUAUUUUAGAAACGCGUGUAUAUAAAGUCUGAUUUAAAAUACUCAAGUGCAACGCGUGUAAGAACUAUAGAUUUUUCUUUGUUCUCUUUAUGAAUGAUAAUCUUUCGAUUUUUUUCAUUAUGUCGGUAAUACAUGCACAUAUUUCGAAUGUACAAUAGAGUCUCGAUGAACAACAGGAUCGAUAUUACCGUUUUCAUAAAUAUAUCCGACAAACAAAUUAUUAAUUAUAUCGUACACAAUGCCCUAUGCCCUUGUUGUACGUACAGUAUACACGAAGUAACUAUUAUAAAAAAAAAAAAAACCGGCAAUUCAAAAUUUAUGUUACAAUUACGGCACACAAAAACGCGUUUUCGAUGUGACCAUAUAUAUAUAUAUAUAUAUAUGUAUAAAUACGUAUACGUUGAACCGAUACAUAGUCGUGCGGUUGAAAAUUUAUUUAUUGCAAAGCAAAGGAAAAAAAAUAAAGAAAAAAUAUGGGGGAUGAAAAUUAGAAAUUAAUAAUAUGAUACAAUAACUAAAAAUCUAAAGUAUAAAAGAAUUAACGUUAUGAAAUACGGUAUGAGAUAUAUUGUGAUCGGGACUAUAAAUUUAAAAAAAGAAAAAAUGAAUCGUUCGUACGCAUAAAAUAUACUCGUAUGAAUUGAAAAUUUAGACUGCAGGUGCUGAUGAAUUAACAUUACAUAAUUAUCGUAAGAUUGAUUAGGAAGAAAGAAAUGUAGAAUUAAAAUUUAAUUCAAUUCAAGUUGGAGAGAUUUUGAGUGAAUGAAAAUGAACGCGAUUUUUUUUUUCCUUGUUACAUUAUAAAUAUAAAUAGCAUUCAUACCAGUUCAACAAUUGAUACAUAUUUAAUAAUUAUAAUAAUAUUAAUAAUGCUAAUAGUAACAACAACAGCAACAGCAACAAAAACAUAAUAUCACAUUAUAUACAUAUACGGUCAACGAUAAGCGCUAUAAACAAAUAGAAAAUAGUAAAAAAAAAUGAGAGAAAAAUAAGAAAAAGAAAUGAAAAAAAAUACACGCACACCCUCCUACACACACACACACACACACACGUCACAUUAUGUACUGAAUAAUAAUUAAUUCAUUGAUUAAUUAGCCACAUUACACAAUAUAUUAGUCGACUAUAAAUAAAAUAUACAUAAUGUCUUAUAAAUACGUAUAUAUAUACAUAUUAUAUGCAUAUAUAUGUAUAUAAAUAUAUUUUAGUAGAACUUUGAUAAAACAUAUUACAAAAGAACAAAAAAAAAAGCUAAAUAACUAAAAUAAAAAAAUAAAUAAUUAUUGAAUAAAUAAAAAUCUUCUUGAAUAUAUUCAUUCGGUUUUCAUUAUUCUCUAGCAUACGAGUUUUUUUCUAAAUCCACCAGCAUAAAUCGUCUUUUCGAUUGCAUGAACUUUUGAAAUAGAUUUUAUUUGAUAAUUAAGAUACGAGAAAUAAAUUAUAUAUUUUUUGUUUCUCUUCCUCUCGUAUAAAUUAACUCGAUGCUUGCGCUCAAACAGAUCGGAUUAAUUGAAUUUCUGUCAAUCUCGCUGCAGUUGCUUUUAUCUGAGGCUGAAAAUUUCUCAUCUUCAACACUAGACGAGCAAAAUAUCGAUGAUUCGUAUAUAAUAAUUCUAAUAAUAUUCAUAGUAAUAGUGAUAAUAAUUAUAAUUAACAUAUUUGUAGUAACAAUAAUUUAUCCGAUAUACUUGAACUAUAGUGAAUGGUUUUUAUUCAGAUAAAAAAAUAAUGAAAAAAAAACGACUGUAAAUAACGAGUAUCUCAAGAAGAUUUUUAUAGUUUUGAUUCAGAAAAAACGUAUAUAUUAUUAAAGUUAUAUAUAUACAUGUGUAUAUAUGUAUGUAUAUAUAUAUUAAUACUCACAUAGGAAACUAGAUUCUAUAUGGGGAGAAAGAAAAAAAAAAAUCACCCGAUCAAAUAGUACGUAUACGUUGUCGCUGGAAGUAUGUAUGAAAAAUAACUUCAACAAAAAAACAAACUAAGGUUACAUAAACGAUAGAAUAAUAAUGUUUUAUAGUAGCUGUAUAUGUAUAUAUAUUAUUUAUACGUAUAUAUAUAUAUAUACAUAUAUUUAUAUGAUACAACUUGAAAUUGAAAAGAGAAAGGAAAAAAUACAAUUAACUGAUUAAACAAACACAAAAUACCCAUACACCGAUAUAGCUAGGCUAUGAUAUAGAAUAAUAUGUAUAUUUCUCUGAGCGAAUGAUAUUUUUAAGGGCCCGGUCGAUUUUUCAUUCUUUUCAUUUUUUGGUUUUUUCUUACAUUUCAUCCGCGUAUGAUUUUUGCCGUAAAAAAAUUCAUGUACGGUAAAAAAAGGAAACAAAAAAAGGAGAAAGAUGGAAAAUGGAAACUCAAGUAGAUGAGAAUAGCGAAAUUUCCACCCUCGACUCUAUUUCGAAAAAUGAAAGUUUCUGUCUUCGGUUAAUUAGAUAGAAAUUCAGGAAGUAAUUACGUCAAGAUGCACGCGUGUCAUCCCUUAGAAAUAUUGAUUCAGGUCUCAGUUUCGAGUGAUUUCUUGAUCGAUAAAUAUUAUUGAAAAAUCUAGAAGAAUAAAAAACGAAUCAACCGCACCAACAGACUCAUGAGAUAACAGAAGAGAAAAAGAGAAAGAAAUAGGGAAAAGAAAGAAAUAGUUAUUUAGAAGAGAAUAUUUGGGAAAAUUAAUAUUAAAAAAAAGAACGAAGCUUUAAAUUUAUGAAAAUAAAUAAGAUUAAAAAAGAAAAAAAGAAAAAAAAAUGAAGAAAAAGUUAACAAUUUUAUAGUAGUCACACGAAAGAACUGAUAUUGAUAAUAUUUAAAUAUGUAUAGACUACUCAAUAAAUUGACUUAUAUAUGACUACUGUAAAAAUGGCCAAAUACGCAAAUGGUGGUACCCACCCCCAACAAUCGUGGAGGGGAGGGGUCAAGUAUAUUAUGGAAAUAAUAAAUUAUUAAUAAAAAAAUUAAUAUAAAUUGAGGAAUAUUUAAUUAUGCAAAUGACAUAGAAUAGUGGAUUUUAUUUGAUUUUUUUUUUAGUUUUUCUUUCUAUUCCAAUCAAAUUCCAUCAUUACAUAACGUUCGUAACAUUGAUACGAUAAUUUUUUAAUAUUAUCAUACAAAUAUUUUCUUUUCGUCAUCUAUGUCGUUACGAUUUAACUUCUCUGAUUCAUCUUGUUUUUAAUGAGUUAGAAAAAUUGUAUUUCUUUUUUUUACUUUAAUUUUUUUCUUGUACAUUUUUAUCACGUCUUAAUUGGUGUUAUUAAUUAUCAAGCAUGGCGCUAUGAUGAUUGUUAUCUAUUGAUUUAAUCGAACGGUUGAAAAAUAUGAAAGAAACAGAAUAAAAACUAAAAUAAGUAAAUUAAUAAACGAACGAAUAAAAUGAGUAGAGUACAGAAGACGGAAGACAAAUUGAAUAAAUAAUCAAAAAACAAAUUAGAUAACGAGGAUAAAUAAAAAAAAAUAAUUAACCUCCUGUUAAAAUUGGCCUGUGAUAUGACAGAAUUGUUGCAUUAUGUUUUCUUAAAAUUUAACAACUGAAUAAAAAGAAAGAAAAAACAUUGAAUAAAUUAAUGAAAAAUAAAAAGACUGAGAGUAAAAAUCGCAUCGGUUACGGUCGAAAUAUGACAUUAAAGAUGUCGUUUUGUGAACCACUAUUGCAAUCAAACAGGAUAGAAAAAAAAAAGAGAGGAAUUUUUUUUGUAUAAUAUACGUGAAUCAAUUAUCAAAAAUGAAUGUAAUUAAUAUGCUCUGUCAGAUAACUUUGAGACUGUAAAUAAUCCUGCCUUGUUGGCGAAUAGAAAUUUUUUAAUUUUUUUUUUUAUACAUAAAAAUAUAUAUUAUACCUUUUCAUGUACAAUUAAAUAAUCGUCUGUUGGAAAAAUUGAGAAAAAAAAUCAAUGGUUUGAAAAUAUUCAGACGAUUAAUGAAUUGAGAGAUAGAAAGAAAGAGAAAAAAUCUCCAAUUUGAAAAUAUUGCGUUAAACAAAUAUUGAGAUACCGUAGAAAAGGGAAUUGGUGAUUAGUUUAUAAAACAGAAGCGAUAAAAAAAGCAAACGUUUUUAUCUAUCACGGUAAUUAAAACGUAAAUUUUAUGUAAAAUUGUAAAAGCUUUAUUAUUUAUUCGACCGCAACAAAUGUUGGUAUCAGACUGAAUUGAACUGAUUUGUCUCAUUAUUUUUACAUAUAUUUACAUAUAUAUAUAUCUACUUAAUUAGUCGACUUUAUAUAUUGGACUGAUUUUACUAUGUUGACUGAUGUUACCAAACUGUUAAUUAAAGAAGAAAAGAGAAAAAAAAAACGAUGAAAAAGGAAUUCGAAUACCCUUUAAUGAUUAAGUUGAAGAAAAAAAUAUAUAAUAAUAUUUUGAAGCUUUUCCAUUAAAAAAAAAAAGUUAAA